GCCGCGGCGGCCGGACCUCCAAUCUCCUCGGCGGCGGCGCCAGGGGGAGCUCGCGGCCCGCCGCCCGCAAGGCUGUCGCGUGUUGAGGUGGAGCCGGGCCGGCGAAAUAGUGCCCGAGGGAAGGCGCGGGGAAGCUGGGUCUGGGCUCAGGAGAGCGGGGGCGCUGAGAGGACGGCUGAAGAGGAAGAUGCCGGGUACCGACCUUCUGAUGUCGAAGGCCUUUGAACCCUACUUCGAGAUUUUGGAAGUAUAUUCCACAAAAGCCAAGAAUUAUGUGAAUGGGCAUUGCACCAAGUAUGAGCCCUGGCAGCUGAUUGCAUGGAGUGUCGUGUGGACACUGCUGAUAGUCUGGGUCUAUGAGUUUGUCUUCCAGCCCGAAAGUUUAUGGUCAAGGUUUAAAAAGAGAUGUUUUAAGCUCAUCAGGAAGAUGCCUAUUAUUGGUCGCAAGAUCCAGGAUAAGUUGAACAAGACCAAGGAUGAUAUUAGCAAGAACAUGUCGUUCCUCAAAGUGGAUAAAGAGUAUGUGAGAGCUCUACCCUCUCAAGGUCUGAGCACGUCUGCAGUUCUGGACAAGCUCAAGGACUACAGCCGUCUGGAUGUCUUGUGGCAGGAAGGGAAAGCCUCUGGAGCUGUGUACAGUGGGGAAGAGGAGCUCACGGAACUCCUCGUGAAGGCCUAUGGCAAUUUUGCCUGGAGUAAUCCUCUGCAUCCAGAUAUCUUCCCGGGACUGCGGAAGAUCGAGGCAGAGAUUGUGAGGAUAGCUUGUUCCCUGUUCAAUGGGGGACCAGAUUCCUGUGGAUGUGUGACCUCUGGGGGCACAGAAAGCAUAUUGAUGGCCUGCAAAGCCUAUCGGGACCUGGCCUUCGAGAAUGGGAUCAAAACUCCAGAAAUUGUGGCCCCCCAAAGUGCCCAUGCUGCAUUUGACAAAGCAGCCAAUUAUUUUGGGAUGAAGAUUAUUCGGGUUCCACUGAACAAAAUGAUGGAGGUGGAUGUUCGGGCAAUGAGAAGAGCCAUCUCCAAGAACACUGCCAUGCUCGUCUGCUCUACCCCCCAGUUUCCUCAUGGCGUCAUAGAUCCUGUCCCUGAAGUGGCCAAGCUGGCUGUCAAAUACAAAAUACCUCUUCAUGUAGACGCUUGUCUGGGGGGCUUCCUCAUCGUCUUUAUGGAGAAAGCAGGAUACCCACUGGAGCAACCAUUUGAUUUCCGGGUGAAAGGUGUGACCAGCAUUUCAGCUGAUACCCAUAAGUAUGGCUACGCCCCCAAAGGCUCUUCAGUGGUGUUGUACAGUGACAAGAAGUAUAGGAGCUACCAGUUCUUCGUUGACACGGAUUGGCAGGGUGGCAUCUACGCUUCCCCGACCAUGGCAGGCUCACGGCCUGGUGGCAUCAGUGCAGCCUGUUGGGCCGCCUUGAUGCACUUCGGUGAGAGCGGCUAUGUCGAAGCUACCAAACAGAUCAUCAAAACUGCUCGCUUCCUCAAGUCAGAACUGGAAAAAAUCAAAGGCAUCUUUGUUUUUGGGAAUCCUCAAUUGUCAGUCAUUGCUCUGGGCUCCCGUGAUUUUGACAUCUACCGACUAUUUAACCUGAUGACUGCUAAGGGGUGGAACUUGAACCAGUUGCAGUUCCCACCCAGUAUUCAUUUCUGCAUCACGUUAGUACACACCCGGAAGCGAGUAGCCAUACAGUUCCUAAAGGACAUCCGGGAAUCUGUCACUCAAAUCAUGAAGAAUCCUAAAGCAAAGACCACAGGAAUGGGUGCGAUCUACGGCAUGGCCCAGACAACCGUUGACAGGAACCUGGUGGCAGAAUUGUCCUCGGUCUUCUUGGACAGCCUUUUCAGCACAGAUACUGUAACUCAAGGCAGCCAGAUGAAUGGUUCUCCAAAACCCCGCUGAACCUGACCCCUUUCUGCCCCUGAGGGACUUCUGGCCUCCAGACGAUUCUCUGGGUGUGGAACAGGCCACAUACAGUUUCACCAUCUGCUCUCGCUCAAUAGAGCACAGCAAGACAGACCACGAGACAGCUUGAUCCUCAGGAUUCUUGUUCCUCCCUUGAUAAAGGGAUAAAUAAUUCCAUUAUGUAAUUAUUUUGCCCUUGUUCUAAAUGUUACCCUAGCAGUUGUUUUAACCAUUUCCUUCUCUAACCUCUCUGGCUUUCAGCUUCACUUGAUCCUUGUGGGGCAGCUCUGACCUGACCUGACUCCUUAGGGAAGCCGAGUUCAGUUGAUGAGAUAGAAAAAGGCUUUCUCGGGGAUCUCAGGCGGAUGGGUUGGAUAGGAAGCUUUGAGCGAACCGCUGUCUCCCAGGUGGGUCUUGGGUAUGCUUUAAGCAGGAGGCGUUUUCACGCCUCCUCGCUGAGUAGUUUAGUUGUCUCUCUUAGAGUCACUUUUAUUGCAACUUAUUUUAUUUUUCUAGGACACAGAUUGACCAGGCUGUUGUGCCUACCAUUCAGGAUUGGAGUGGGCAAGCUUAUCUGCUCAGUCUACAAGGCAGGGUUUGGAGUGGUCCAUUGGUCCUGUUGUGCAAUUGCAGUCCCCAUUUGAUACUUGAUUGCCACCAUCUUUUGAGAUUCUUGUUUGAAGUUAUGCUCCCAUUAGUUUGUUCUUGUUUCCAUGGACUGGGAAGAGAAUGUGGUUUCUAGAGAAUCUAGGACUUUCUGGCCCUGGUGCUGCCUCUGAAUUGGCAGUGUUCAGAACCCACCUGAACUCCCUCCUGGGCUGGUGAUGAAACCAGACCCUUUUCCAACCUUUUCUGAGUAUCAGAGUAGGAUGAGCACCCAAACUCAAAUGAGUGUCACCAAAGUUCAUGGUGGUCCUCCCCUCCCCUAUUGCUUUAAGCCACCUUGUAUGAGAAUGUGUUCGCGUGAAGGAACAGCUCAGAGCACCUUCACAAGUUGCCUUGGCUUACACCCUCCUCGCACCCACCUAGGGUGAGAGAGCCCCAAGGCAAGGAAAGUUUUCUCUCCCCAUAGUAUGUUCUUCCUGCCUCUUCCUCCUUUAGUCUGCUCCCAAAGGUACUAUGGCAGCUUAGCCUCUGGUACUGACUGCUUCUCAGCCCUGUCUAGGACGAGAGAAACUUUUUGGAGUAGGCGAACACGAUGGCAAGUGUCAGUUGUGGUCUAGGGCCCGAGAUCCCUUCGUAAGACUAGUUGCUCAGGGUGGUGCAGGGACAGGACCAAACCCUGCACCCACUUCCUACCCUCCUCUUCCCUGCAUGGGCCCUGAUCUAGGUUGAGCCACUGCCCUACUCUGCUGAAGACAUACUGUGUGCCUUUUCCUCGGCAGUGAGCAGCACUGGGCUAUUCCUGACCUAGGCCCUAGGGGAAACGGAUCAGUCUUUGAGGGUUUUAUUUGGGUAGGGGAGUACGUAGGUAAGUCAGGAGAAACUUUCCUCUGUUCCAUUACCCUUCUCAGGGACUCCUGAACAUUCAGCCUCUUCAGGCUGGUAGCCUCUUGCCUCCCUCCCUGAGAAUGCUGGCUGGGAGAGCCAGAAUGACCAGACUUUCCCCAAGCUCCUUAGCAUGUUUGUCUGAAGUGUUCUUAGCACCGUACUUCCUACACAACAGCUCUGACUGGCUGGUCAUCUCAUUGCAGGGCUGGGCUGUGUGUGUGCGUGUGUGUAUGUGUGUGUGAGAGAGAGAGUGAGAGAGAGAAGGAGGGGGAGAGACGAGGAUAUGGGAGUCAUUCCCUCCAGUUGCUGAACUGGUCGGCACCCCCAGAGAGAGGACCUGUGGUGGGAGCUGUGUGUGAAUUGUCUUGGGUCUCUAGUGCAUUCAUUAUGUUGGAGGAAGUCCAAGGACCCAGAACCACCCAGCAGGCACCACUGUGGUUUGUCAGCUGCUAAAAUGGAGAAGCACGUGCCCUACAGAGUGUGCUGCUGCUUCCAGUUUCUCUCCAGGACCUUCUCCUGUGCUGUGGCAACACUGCUGCUGGGGGGCAGUGGUGUUUUUCAAAGGGACCUACUGUAGCCACUUGAAUUUCUGAUCAUAAGCCUGAGUUUGACUAACAGUUGUGGACUUUCCAUUCUGUGUAUCUACGUGUAGUAACACCUAGUCUGGCGGGGGGGGGCGGGAUGUCUUCAUGAUACCAUGUAGCAGAUGUCACACUGGCCUCUGCAAAACUCUGCCGUCUUGUUUCUGCACUAGAAGUAAGUAGUCCUGUGAAUACACUGCCAUGUCACUCUUAUAACAUUACCAAUUUUAUAUUUGGACGAUGGUACUUGCCUCUUUUUAAAUCUUUCGUCUUUAACCUCCCCCUUCCCAUCUCAAAGCUCCCUUCCUAAUUGCAGCAAUAAUUUCUUAAAAAGCAAUUAAGUAAUUAAAUGUCCCGAAUCUUAA
Molecule: messenger RNA, 4334 nt
Organism: Equus caballus (horse)
Lineage: Eukaryota; Metazoa; Chordata; Mammalia; Perissodactyla; Equidae
Gene: SGPL1
Product: sphingosine-1-phosphate lyase 1
Biological process (GO): sphingolipid catabolic process; carboxylic acid metabolic process
Cellular component (GO): endoplasmic reticulum
Molecular function (GO): pyridoxal phosphate binding; sphinganine-1-phosphate aldolase activity
Source: RefSeq, a predicted model, not a curated record